AUAUUUUCAUCUUCAAAAGUACCCACUUUCUUUAAAAUGCGUCGUUCCUUCUAUGCGUCUUCAACAGAAAACACCCCAAUGAUGAUGACCCAAGCAAGGGUGCUCUCAACUGGAACAACAGAUAAUGGAACCAUACGAUAUGAUGAAGUCGACGAAACAAAAAGGUGGUUCAAUCGUAGAUUCUGUUUUCUGACCGUAAUUGGAAUUGCUGUAUUACUUCUUGCAAUGGUUGUAAUUGUCGUAAUUGUACUUCUUUUGACACAAUUGAAGGCGGCUAAUUCAAAUGCUCAAAAUGCUAUGAGUUCUUCUAAAGUUCAAUUGGAGGAAUUGACUAGGAAACUAUCACAGCCAUUAGAACAGCUUGGACCAACACUUGAGCGAUUAUCAAACAUGCCCGGAUUCCCGAUGGGACCAUCUCCAACCACUCAAACUCCUCCAGGAGUCCCUCCUAUAAGUCCCAUUGUGACUGGUCCAAAUACUACUCCUGAAUCUCCAAGACGAUCCCCAAAGGCUAGAUACGAGUGGAAAGGCUGCCAAAAUUUGGGAAAAUGUGAACUUUCUGGAUACACCAAGCCUCCUCUUGUAAUUUUAAGUCUGGAUGGUUUUGCGCGAGAAUACGUGGAUAGAAAUAUAGUUCAAACUUUAAAUCAUAUUGCUGAUUGUGGAGUGAAAGCUGACAAAGUUUACCCUUCAUAUCCAUCUAAAACAUUUCCGAAUCACUAUUCAAUUGUGACGGGACUUUGGCCUGAAUCUCACGGAAUAACUGAUAACAGCGUUUUUGAUCCAACUAUUUCACCAGUUUUGGAGUCUAUGAAAAGUACAAAAUAUGAAAAGUUUUUUGAAGGUGAACCGAUCUGGUCAGUAUACAAACGUAAAACUGGGAAGAAAGCCAAUUGUUUGUUUUGGGUGGGAUGUGCGUAUAACAAUAGUGGAUAUGCACCUGAUGUUGCACCUGCUUAUAAUCAAGAACUUCCCUUCAGAAAUCGAAUUGAUACAGUUGUUGAAUGGUUGAAGCUUCCAGUUGAUGAACGUCCUGGACUGAUAACUGCUUAUCUUCAUGAACCAGAUAAUGCUGGGCAUUAUCAAGUUGAUGAAGAAGAUGUUGAUGAAAAACUUGCAGAAAUUGAUGAAAAUUUGGAUUAUUUAAUGAGCAGACUUAGUGAAGAAAAACUUCUCGAGUGUAUUAAUUUUGCAAUACUUUCGGAUCAUGGAAUGCAAUUGAUUGAUAAAACAUACUAUUUUCAAGAUUAUCUCGAUUUAAAAGGUCUUAUCACUGCAAAGGGAGUUGUUGGCAGAGUUUAUAUUAAUGAUACCACUAUUUCCGUAAAUGACGUGGUGGACAAGUUUCGGUGUAAAAUUGACACCGUUAAAACAAAUACAAGAUCAGAUGUUCCAACAAGAAAACAUUAUUCAAGGGAUCCGAGGGUUGGGGAAGUUUUAUUAGAAGGAAGGGCUGGAGUUACUUUUUACAAAAGUAAAGCUGACGAUUAUGAACUAUCCGGAGACCAUGGAUACGAUUAUUUCAAUCCAAAAAUGCAUACAAUUUUCUAUGCACGAGGACCAUCAUUUAAACAAAACACAACUAUCAGUCCUUAUCAAAAUAUUCAAUAUAUGAAUCUUUGGAUGAAUCUUCUUGGAAUUGAAGGUGCUGUUGAAACAAAUGGAACUAUUGGAUUUUUUGACAACAUACUCACGAAUCCACCGAGAAGAGACAAUCCAACUAAUGUGAUUGGUGAAUGUCCAAUGAUUGCUUUUCCAUCGGUUCUUAAGUGUUCUGGAAACGUUUCAGCUGAAACUUUGAACCAACUAUCAGUGAAACUUACAAACUGUGCAUUCUCCCCAACAAAUAUUCCAUUGUACUCUGACAAUCAUUGUUUUCAAAACUAUUGUGAUAAUUCUGUCAUUGUGUCUCGUAAGGGAAAUGAUGCUCGGCGAGCAAUAAUUGAAGUCUUAUCAAGAGAUGAAGCUUCGAACCCUUCAAAUUUCACUUUUCUCAAUGCAAAAUAUCAAUCUAAUUGUCCGAGCCAUAUUCCGACGGGAAGUCUAACGAUACGUCAAAAUUCACAACUCAGCAGUAUGGUCGAUGAGCGCAUCGAUGUUCCAAAUAACUUUUUAUUGAAAGUACUAGAUCCACUACAAGCAAAAUCGAUGGAAUAUUUAAACAAAUUUGGGAAAAUGUACGUAAUAUCGGGAACUGCAACGGAUAUUAAUCAUGACGGAAUUGCUGAUUCAAAUGGAUCAGUCAUCACACAUAUCUAUCGAAUUAUGUUGAUCUGCAAUUCCACGUGGCUUUUGAUGAAUCCUCCACUUUGCACAGAUUCAGAUUCAAUGGACACAUUAUCUUUUAUUUUUCCAAUAACCGAACAAUCAACUAUAGAUUGCAUGAGCUCGGAUGACAUUCUUCUUGACUACACAGCGACGAUUUUUGAUGUUGAAAGAAUAUCUGGUUUCCAAUUCGGUAUUGGUGCUCUAAGCCAAAAUCAGAAUACAAUUAUUAGAAGGAAGAUAUCUACAAAACUCUGGUAAAAUAUUAUAAUGCAUAAUUUUUGAUAAUUUGAUUUUUUAUACUGAUAUUAUUUGUACGGAUUUAUGAAUGUCUUGUCAUCAAUUUGUUUGAAAAAGUUUAAAAUUAGAAUAAAAUAUUUUGGCUCU
This is a messenger RNA of Caenorhabditis elegans, 2652 nucleotides long. It is a transcript of the gene enpp-1, whose product is annotated as Ectonucleotide pyrophosphatase/phosphodiesterase C27A7.1. The record is from RefSeq and is marked reviewed. Gene Ontology annotation, cellular component: membrane. Lineage: Eukaryota; Metazoa; Nematoda; Chromadorea; Rhabditida; Rhabditidae.